AUGCUGCCUUUCCUUCAGGGGGAGUGUGCAAACCCAUGGGUGUCCUCCUCCUCCCCCUCCUCCCAAUACCUGAUCCAGUCCUUUUUGGGGGAGGGCACCUUUGGGAAAGUAGUAAAGUGCUUAAAGAUGGCCACCAACAGGACGGUGGCUAUAGAGAUAAUGGAAGAGCUCAGAGCGUUUGACUCCGACAGGUUUAACUUUGUGACGUUCAACGAUGUGUUUGUGUACGGCGAACACGUCUGUCUGGAGUUGGAGAUCCUGGACAUGAGUCUGUUUGAGUUCCUCUAUCAGAAGCCUCACCGCUCGCUGGAGCUGGACGAAAUCCGCCCCAUCCUGUACCAGGUUUCCGUAACGCUGCAGCUGCUCCAGAGUCUGGGAGUCGUGCACACGGACCUGAAGCCGGAGAACAUCAUGCUGCUGGACCACGGGAAGCAGCCGUGGAGAAUCAAGGUCAUCGACUUCGGCGUGGCGUGUCACGUCGCUAAGUCUGAGCUGGGCGACUACAUGCAGACACGACAUUACAGGUCUCCGGAGAUUAUCCUAGGAUUCCCCAUAACGUCAGCCAUCGACAUGUGGUCUCUGGGCUGCAUCGCCGCAGAGCUGUUCACGGGCGCUGUGCUGUACCCUGGAGACACCGAGCACGAAAUGCUGCGACAUAUAGUGCAGACUCAGGGUCAUCCUCCGGCUCGUCUCAUGUACAGAGGCGUCAAAACGCGUUGGUUUUUCCAUUAUAGAAAGAAGGACAGGAGACGUCGUUGGAGAUUGAAGAACGUUCAGCAGUCUGGAGAAACCAACACAAGCGCCGGACAAUUCAACUCGCUGAAUGAUAUAAUAAUGUUAAAACCCCCCCGCCACCUGUUGGACGAAGACACCGCGGCAGAAACUGAAGACCGGCAGGAGUUCCUGGAUCUGCUGAAGAAGACGCUUCACCUGGACAUCGAUCGGAGGAUUUCCCCCAGCGAGCUUCUUCAGCAUCCCUUCAUCACCUUGAACCACCUCGCUCAAAACCACCAGAACAGCUUCUACGUGAAAUCCAGCUGUGAAAAGAUGGAGGUCUGCCUGGAUCAGAGUGAGGGCUUUGACGGGGGUCAGAUGAACCUGUCGCCCUCCAUCAGCGGAGCAGAGGGCCCCCCCGCCUGGUUCAGGACCCAAGAACACCCCCUCAUCCUGGGCAUCUCGUCCCAGCUAUCGGACAGCCUCUCCAUAAACGAUGAAGAGAGUCAACAACAACAACAACAACAACAACCCCCUCCUCAAUCGCCUGUUGCUGUAAAGCCUGUGUCCCCGCCACUGCAGGUUAGCACUGCGGCUCCACCCUGCCAACAAGAGAGAACCGGGAGGAAGGCGCUGAGGAAAUCAUCGAGGAGAAAACCCCGCGGUGACGACAGCAACCCGGAGAGAGACAGACCAUCGAGCGAGAGCAGGAACACAGAAAUCAUCCAGACACCAAAAAAGCCUACGAUCCGUGUGGCCGAAAUAAAACCGGGGAGAAAGCGGACGUGGGACACUUUUGUAGCCUCUGGAUUAAGAAAGCGAGUCAAGGGCUCACCGGAGAGCAAGAAAAUCAAAAGGGAUGAUUCUGAGGCCGAAAGAAAACGCGGGAGAAAGCGGACGUGGGAUACUUUCUUAGCGUCCCACAUCGAGUCAAAAAAGCGAGUCAAGGAUUCACCGGAGAGAAGGAAAAGGGAUGAUUCUGAGGCCGAAAGAAAACGCGGGAGAAAGCGGACGUGGAACACUUUUGUAGCCUCUGGAUUAAGAAAGCGAGUCAAGGGCUCACCGGAGAGCAAGAAAAUCAAAAGGGAUGAUUCUGAGGCCGAAAGAAAACGCGGGAGAAAGCGGACGUGGGACACUUUCUUAGCGUCCCACAUCGAGUCAAAAAAGCGAGUCAAGGAUUCACCGGAGAGAAAGAAAAGGAAAAGGGAUGAUUCUGAGGCCGAAAGAAAACGCGGGAGAAAGCGGACGUGGGAUACUUUCUUAGCGUCCCACAUCGAGUCAAAAAAGCAAAUCAAUUCCUCACCGGAGAGGAAGAAAAGGAAGCUUGAUGAUUCUGAAGAAGCGGAAAGAAAACCCGGGAGAAAGCGGAUGUGGGACACUUUCUUAGCGUCCCACAUCGAGUCAAAAAAGCGAGUCAAGGAUUCACCGGAGAGAAAGAAAAGGAAAAGGGAUGAUUCUGAGGCCGAAAGAAAACGCGGGAGAAAGCGGACGUGGGACACUUUUGUAGCCUCUGGAUUAAGAAAGCAAAUCAAUUCCUCACCGGAGAGGAAGAAAAGGAAGCUUGAUGAUUCUGAAGAAGCGGAAAGAAAACCCGGGAGAAAGCGGACGUGGGACACUUUCUUAGCGUCCCACAUCGAGUCAAAAAAUGAACGCAGCGGCUCUCCGGAGAGGAAGAAGAGGAACACGAGCCUGGAAGAGGAGGAGACAAACACACAAGGCUCGUCUGUGAGCACCAGGAAGAGAAAGCGACGCCCUGGGGAUCCUCCAGAGGGGGAGGAGGAGCCCAGGUGUGUCAAGAGAGGGAGAUAUUAAAGGGGGAGAGCGCCAAGUCCGAUGGGGUUGAGCGCCAAA
Gymnodraco acuticeps is the source of this 2565-nucleotide messenger RNA. RefSeq names its product probable serine/threonine-protein kinase dyrk1. Gene Ontology annotation, cellular component: cytoplasm; nucleus. The coding region runs from base 1 to 2526 and encodes 841 amino acids. Gene Ontology annotation, molecular function: protein serine/threonine kinase activity; protein tyrosine kinase activity; ATP binding. Lineage: Eukaryota; Metazoa; Chordata; Actinopteri; Perciformes; Bathydraconidae. The transcript has 19 exons. Gene Ontology annotation, biological process: peptidyl-serine phosphorylation; peptidyl-threonine phosphorylation. The record is from RefSeq and is a predicted model, not a curated record.